CAACAAAGAUGGUUUCACACCUUUGCAUUUGGCGGCUGAAAUGCUCAAUUCCAAUUCUGAAGGAGUUUUCGGAUAAGGCUCCAAGAUCCUUCGACAUACUAACACCAUCAAAGGAAACUGUUUUCCAUCUAGCUGCGGAACACAAAAAUACGCCGGCGUUCUAUUUCAUGGCAGAGAGUCCCGAUAGAAACAGUCUUCUCCACCAGGUGGAUAGAUAUGGCAACACUGUACUACACAUUGCGAAUCAUCCGACCACCGUCUAG
Arabidopsis lyrata subsp. lyrata is the source of this 263-nucleotide messenger RNA. RefSeq lists its product as uncharacterized. NCBI's taxonomy places the organism in Eukaryota, Viridiplantae, Streptophyta, Magnoliopsida, Brassicales, Brassicaceae. The record is from RefSeq and is a predicted model, not a curated record.